Molecule: messenger RNA, 1178 nt
Organism: Arachis ipaensis
Lineage: Eukaryota; Viridiplantae; Streptophyta; Magnoliopsida; Fabales; Fabaceae
Product: small COPII coat GTPase SAR1A
Biological process (GO): intracellular protein transport
Molecular function (GO): GTP binding; GTPase activity
Source: RefSeq, a predicted model, not a curated record
AAUAAAUAAAUAAAUAAACUCCGCAAAAAGCAGCGAAAAUAAGUAACCUAGGAAGAAGAAAAGAUCACUGAUUUCGUUUUCUUCUGUUGCGUUUUCUUGUUCUCUCUUUGUUGAUUCAUCUUAUCGCUCUCAGUUAAUAUCAUCGUCUAGCUUACUCUGUUGGCUACGCCGGUUGGAGUUUCCGACGAACUCGUCGGCGGCGGAUUUUUAUCGCUGUUUAUUUUUCCACCGAAUUAUUAAUCUUUUAUAGGAAAAAAAAAUGUUUCUUGUCGAUUGGUUCUAUGGAGUUCUUGCAUCGCUGGGUCUGUGGCAAAAAGAGGCAAAGAUUUUAUUCCUUGGGUUAGAUAAUGCUGGGAAGACCACCUUGCUUCACAUGCUCAAAGACGAGAGAUUAGUUCAGCAUCAGCCUACUCAAUAUCCAACUUCUGAAGAGUUGAGUAUUGGGAAGAUAAAAUUCAAGGCCUUUGAUUUGGGUGGCCAUCAAAUUGCUCGCAGGGUCUGGAAGGAUUAUUAUGCUAAGGUGGAUGCUGUAGUCUACCUGGUAGAUGCAUAUGACAAGGAGAGGUUUGCAGAAUCAAAGAGGGAGCUGGAUGCCCUUCUUUCUGAUGAGUCACUAGCAAAUGUACCUUUUCUUAUCUUGGGAAACAAGAUUGACAUACCUUAUGCAGCAUCGGAGGAAGAAUUGCGAUAUAAUAUGGGCCUGAGUAACUUCACUACUGGCAAGGGCAAUGUGAAUCUGGCAGACACUGGAGUCAGACCUCUUGAGGUGUUCAUGUGCAGUAUCGUCCGUAAGAUGGGGUAUGGUGAAGGCUUCAAGUGGCUCUCUCAGUACAUUAAGUAGAGGGAAGACAAAUAGACCACAAGUGUGCAGUGUGCUCCUGGUUUGGUUCUCAACUUCUCAUGGUGCUGAUGCAAUCUCAACAUUAGCAGUUGUAGGUUUUACUGUUUUAGACGUCUCAUGUAAAUUGGUUAUAAUAUAAUGUUUUCUAUUUUUAUUUGUACUUAGUUAUGAGACUCGCUUGUUUCUAUUUUUGGUAGGGGUUGAGAAGCUUGUGUUUCUGUCUAUAUUGGUUACUAAAAUUGCCUAUCUAAUAGUGUGUUUUGAAUUUGUGAAAUGGCUCCAUCUAUAUAUCUUUGAGUAGAAUGAGAAUGUGAAAUGCCAGAGCUUCAGAGAUCAA